GUCCAUGAAAACUGUCUGGAUGCGGUUGGAAGGUGCCUCGGGUUUGGGACUGGUCCCCCUGGGGUUCCUGAACGUAUCAUGGUGGGUUCUGGGUAUUUAACAUUCUACCCUGGAGAACGGCCUGUCGUUGCGCAAGCGCGGCUCUUUGAACGUGCAUGAAUGAGGAGUGAGGAAAGCUCAGGAGCUCUGGGAGUACAGGGACUGAGGCGAACUCAGACCGGAUCAGCCAUGGAAGGACGGAACUGCAACAACAUCUGCUCCUGGACGCAUAAACCCGCUACGGACUCCAAGAAGAAGAAAAAGAAAAAGGAAAUCCCGGAGAGGGUGACUUUGAAGAAGGAGAUCGGGCUGCUGAGUGCCUGCACAAUCAUUAUAGGAAACAUCAUUGGCUCUGGGAUUUUUAUUUCUCCAAAGGGGGUCCUGGAGCACUCUGGUUCAGUGGGUUUGGCUCUGGUGGUGUGGGCACUGGGUGGCUGUGUCGCUGCUCUAGGCUCAAUGUGCUACGCUGAGUUGGGUGUCACCAUUCCCAAAUCUGGCGGUGACUACUCCUAUGUGACAGAGAUAUUUGGUGGGCUGACAGGGUUUCUGUUGUUGUGGAGCGCAGUCCUCAUCAUGUACCCAACAACCCUUGCUGUUAUUGCCCUUACUUUCUCCAGCUAUGUGCUGCAGCCUGUCUUCCAAAACUGUGCUCCUCCAUACAUGGCAACACGACUUUUAUCUGCAACGUGUCUUUUAUUGCUGACCUGGGUGAACUGCUCCAGUGUCCGUAUGGCCACCAGAAUCCAGGAUGUUUUCACAGUGGGAAAACUUAUGGCUUUGUGUCUAAUCAUUGUUGUGGGUCUGGUACAGAUCUUCAAUGGAAACUAUGAAGCACUGACUACUAAGGUGGCCUUUUCCAUGGACAGGACACCAUCCGUUGGACAGGUUGCUCUGGCAUUCCUGCAGGCCUCCUUUGCCUUCAGUGGGUGGAACUUUCUCAAUUACGUUACUGAAGAGGUGGUUGACCCCAGACGGAAUCUACCUCGCGCCAUCUACAUCUCCAUUCCACUGGUGACGUUUGUGUACACGCUCACCAACAUCGCCUACUUUUCUUCCAUGUCACCCGAGGAGCUGCUAUCCUCCAAUGCUGUGGCUGUUACAUUUGGUGAGAAACUGCUUGGAGCCUUUGCUAUCGUUAUGCCCAUCUCAGUGGCUCUGUCCACCUUUGGGGGAAUCAAUGGUUACCUGUUCACCUCUUCAAGGUUGUGUUUCUCAGGAGCUAGAGAGGGACAUCUUCCCAGCCUGCUAGCUAUGAUUCACUACAAGAAAUGUACGCCCAUCCCAGCCCUCCUGGUUUGCUGUGCUGCCACUAUUGUUAUACUGUGCAUCGGAGAAACCCACAACCUGAUCAACUACGUCUCCUUUAUCAACUAUCUGUCAUACGGUGUCACCAUUGCAGGUCUGCUGUGGUACCGUUGGAAGAAACCUAACUUAUAUCGACCUAUUAAGGUAAACCUGCUUGUCCCCGUGUCCUACCUUAUGUUCUGGGCAUUGCUACUGGGAUUUAGCCUGUACUCAGAGCCAGUCGUUUGUGGUGUUGGUUUGGUCAUCAUGCUUACCGGUGUUCCUGUCUAUUUUCUGGGUGUGCACUGGAAAGAAAAACCAAAGUGUAUCGACAAUUUUAUUGAAUGGGCUACAUCUGUGGGCCAGAAGUUGUGUUUCGUGGUCUUUCCUCAGAUUGACCCUAUUGAGAUUGCCAGUCCUUCAGAAUGGACUGAUCGGUCAACCGGCAGAAAAAGUUUCUCUGGCAGAUCGUAAAGGUUCCUUUUCUGAACAUGUGAAGAUUUGUGUUCUUGCUCCUAUUUUAAAAUUGCCGUUGUUUAUGUUGAGGUGUUCUUUACUACAAUGAAAGUCUCCAGUCUGAUUUCUGAUCCUGAUAAAUCAGCUUUUCAUCUAAUAUUCAAGUGAACAUGCCUGCUGUUCUGUUUGAUGUGUGAAUUUUUAAAUUUCAUGUAUUGUCUUUUGAGGAUCAACGUGUAAAAAUCUAAUGGCCUUUGUUACCCUUUCAUUCUUCUACAGAACCCUGAUUGACUGACAUUAGGUAAUCAUGUCUUUUAGUUAUAUUUAGGGUUUCAUUGUGCUCUAAAGUCUUUUCAACAAGAUCAAAACCAAUGAAAAGGAAAAAAAAAUUAGGCACCGUUUAUUUUUAAAAGCAAUUAAAACCCCACAAAAAUGUACUUUGUUUCUCCCACUCCAUUCCUCUGCUAGCUGACCCCUUUGUUAAUGUGUUUCAUAAAAAGUGCCAUAUACUGUAAAGUACCCUUCCCCCCUCACACACACACUUUCUGUUUAACUUGUAUGUUUAUGUUUCAGAUCAUCAGGCAAAUGUGAACAUCGAAACAAAGCCUCAGUAAAUGCUAAUAUAUAUAUAUAUAUACAUAUAUAUAUAUAUAUAUAUAUAUA
Xiphophorus hellerii (green swordtail) is the source of this 2442-nucleotide messenger RNA. RefSeq names its product solute carrier family 7 member 10b (gene slc7a10b). The coding region runs from base 160 to 1797 and encodes 545 amino acids. Lineage: Eukaryota; Metazoa; Chordata; Actinopteri; Cyprinodontiformes; Poeciliidae. Gene Ontology annotation, biological process: D-alanine transmembrane transport; D-serine transmembrane transport. Gene Ontology annotation, cellular component: membrane. The transcript is spliced from 11 exons. The record is from RefSeq and is a predicted model, not a curated record. Gene Ontology annotation, molecular function: L-amino acid transmembrane transporter activity; neutral L-amino acid transmembrane transporter activity.